AUGGUGAAAAUGGCGGCGGUGCCGGAGCCGCCGAGUGACGGGCCGAGCCCGAGUCCCGCUGUCUCCGCGGCGCCCACCUCUACCCCGACUCCCACCCCGGCCCCCGCCGUCGCCGCUGCUUCUCCGGCGCCCUCGCCGUCGCCCAGCCCGUCGCCAACGCUGGCGGUGAAGACGGAGACGGCGGAGAGCCCGGGGGAGGGAGGCAGGCCGGCGGCGGGUCCCGGCCCCGAGCUCAGCGAGCGCCAGACCUUGCUCGCCGUGCUCCAGUUCCUGAAGAAGAACCGCUUCCGCGAGGCCGAGGAGACGCUGCGGCGGGAGGCCAGCGUGCAGGAGGCGCUGGACGAUGCGAUGAGAACGGCCGGUCCCCGCGGCCCCGAUUCAGUGCACCAGCCCGACGUCAGUUCGGUGCUGUCGGCCUACAGCAACCAGGGAGACCCCAGCCUCUACGAGGAGUACUACAGCGGCCUGAAGGCUUUCAUCGAGGCGGCGCUGGACGCGCUGAAAGCCGAACUGGCCAGCUUGCUGUACCCGGUGUUCGUGCAUCUGUACCUGGAGCUGGUCUACAACGAGCACGAACGUGAGGCCCGGCACUUCUUCCAGAGGUACCAUGGAGAUCAGGAAGGUUACUACCAGGAUGACCUGCGAGUGCUGGCUGGGCUAUCCAAGAAAGAACACAUGCAGGGUAACGAGACGGUCCUAGACUUCCGCACCAGCAAGUUUGUGCUGCGCAUCUCGCGCGACUCCUACCAGUGCCUGAAACGCCACCUGCAGGAGAGGCACAACAACCAGAUCUGGAACAUCGUGCAGGAGCACCUGUUCAUCGACGUCUUUGACGGCAUGCCCAGGAGCAAGCAGCAGAUUGAGUUAACGUCUGGAGGAAUGGCAGGCGAGGCCAAGAGGGAGGCCAAUAAAACCAAGGUGUUCUUCGGGCUGUUGAAGGAGCCUGAGAUUGAGCUGCCUCUCGAUGACGAAGAUGAGGAAGGAGAAAAUGAGGAGGGGAAACCGAAGAAGAAGAAGCCAAAAAAGGACAGUCUAGGAGCAAAGAGCAAGAAGCAGGACCCCAAUGCCCCUCCACAGAACAGAAUUCCGCUUCCUGAGCUAAAAGAUUCUGACAAGCUGGACAAGAUAAUGAUAAUGAAGGAAGCUGCAAAGAGGGUGAAGCUUGGUCCAGACUGUCUACCUUCCAUCUGCUUUUACACCUUCCUAAACGCCUAUCAGGGUCUCACUGCAGUUGAUUUCACGGAUGAUUCCAGUCUGAUAGCGGGUGGAUUUGCUGAUUCCACCGUCAGAGUGUGGAGCAUUACACCGAAGAAGCUGCGGAGCGUCAAAGGGGCCACAGAUCUCAGUUUAAUCGACAAGGAGUCGGAAGAUGUGCUGGAGAGGAUAAUGGACGAGAAGUCUGCCUGCGAGUUUAAAAUGUUGCUAGGACAUGGUGGCCCUGUGUAUGGGACCAGCUUCAGCCCCGACAGGAAUUACCUUUUGUCCAGCUCAGAGGAUGGGACGGUGAGGCUAUGGAGUCUGCAAACCUUCACCUGCCUUGUGGGUUACAAGGGACACAACUAUCCAGUGUGGGACACACAGUUCUCUCCCUAUGGCUACUACUUCAUUUCAGGAGGUCAUGAUCGUGUGGCACGGCUCUGGGUGACAGAUCACUAUCAACCUCUGCGAAUAUUCUCCGGUCAUCUCUCGGAUGUCACCUGCACGAGAUUUCAUCCCAACUCCAAUUAUGUAGUCACUGGAUCUGCAGACCGGACCAUCCGGCUGUGGGAUGUUCUAAAUGGCAACUGCGUCCGAAUCCUCACUGGACACAAGGGGCCGAUCCACUCGCUGGUGUUUUCUCCAAGCGGCAGGUACCUGGCCUCAGGUGCCACAGAUGGGCGUGUGUUGCUGUGGGAUAUCGGGCACGGGCUUCUUGUGGGAGAGCUGAAGGGUCACACUGACACUGUCUAUGCCCUGAAGUUUAGCCGUGACGGGGAAAUCUUAGCAUCAGGGUCCAUGGAUCAUACUGUGAAAAUGUGGGAUACGGUGAAAGCCUUCGAGGACCUCGAGACGGAUGAUUUCAGCACUGCUACUGGGCACAUUAACUUGACUGACAACUCACAGGAGUUGCUGCUGGGCUCCUACAUGACCAAAUCUACGCCCGUUAUCGGCCUGCACUUCACCCGCCGUAAUCUGCUAUUGGCCGCAGGGGCGUACAAUCCACAGUGACAGGUCCUCCCCACUGCUGGCUCAGCCCACCCCAUCAGGAAUGGAAGCUAUUCCAAUUCUUGUUCCCCAGUCCCCACAUCGUUCUCAGAAUGAACAAAGGGUGCAGAUAUUUUCACGGUAUCCGUGGCAUUCUCAUAUUUAGCCCCAUCCUCCCCAUCAGCUUAUGCCAAGGUGGUACAUUUGCGACAUAUUGCCGCACUGAGACGUUUUGCAGUAAUGUGAAUGAACAGGGAUGUUCCUUUUUUUUUUAAAGUUUUGAUGAAAUUUACAAUAAAACACUGAAAUCAGAUGUUUAAUGGAGUUUGUAUGGCACCCCGAGAAACUUUCUGCAAAGAUGCACAUUUUCCCUUUGCAAAGAAAGAUCUGUCAAUGUUUUAGAGACUUCUCUUCCUGUAAAUAUCCCUCCGUCAGGUCACUCCAAAAAAGCACAGCCACCAAGACAGUAUGGAUUAGACUUGGUUGCAGUCUCGUGCAUAUAAUGCAAGAGAGCCCCACACUCAGAGCUAGGGCAAUGUGAUGGUUCUGAACUGGAACCCCCAAAGUCAAAGAAGCAGACCCUUCAGCCCAAAUGGUGCAGUUCCUAUCAAGACACCCAUCUAAGAGUUCCAUUUGCCCACGUUUGGCCUAUUAACAAACAGUAACCCCUAAACUUUCCCUAACCAUUAGUUAAUGUGAAACUACUUUGGACAUCUUACUGAAGUAUCAACACCAAAGGAUCAGUAGAACAUCUUUAUAGCUGUCUUGGAAUAAACCAAGCUUGUGUUUUUUUUCAAACCUGCUUUGUACAGAUGAAGAUACUAACUGGAGUUCUGGAUUUCCCUGUGACUUGUUCUUCCAUUGCUUUGGGUGGAAAAACUUAUGGAAGUAAGGCUUAUUAACCAUUACCAACCUAUUCAAUGCUGGUAAUUUCACAUCAAAAUCAGUGUUCUGAAGCAACAGUCAGUACUGGAACAUUGCAGUAACAUGGCAGUUAAAACAAUGCUUUACAGUAGUAGCUGUAAGAUUCCUGCUGUUGUCUGCAAGGAGUGUGUUCUCACUGGCCACAUGGGUUUCCUCCUACAUUCCAAAAACACAUGGGUUAAGAUUACUAAGUUGUGGGCAUGGUACCUUGGUACCAGAAGCAUGGUGACUUGAGCUGCCCCCAGUGAAUUUGAUGCAAAGCAAUGCAUUUCAUUGUAUAUAUAACAGAGCAAAUCUUCACUGUUGAAAAUGGAGUCAAGAUUGUAUAGAUGCUGGAAAUCUAGAGUAAAACAUAAAAUGCUGGAGGAACUUGACAGAUCAGAGAGAAAUUAUAGAUAUUUCAUUUCCCUCCAUAGAUGCUGCUUAGUUCCUCCAGCAUUUUAUGAAUGUUGCACUGUCCAAAAAAAGCCUCUAGUUAAAGCUGCAGGGUUGGUGUUUAGUUACUCUGUGCAACUUUCACAUUAAUCGUGAUGAUUUAUAGGGACUUGAAUAGGUGCAGGUUUAAUUAGAAUAGUUGUGUAGUAAGACACGUGGGUGAACAGACUGAUGGAAACAGAACUAGGCAAGGCAUUGGUUCCCACAAAGCAGAGCCAGACUGCCAGUGUAAUAAUCAAUGUACAGGGUCUGGCUAGACAAAGUGUUGUUAGUUUUUUGCCAUUUUUCCAGUCCAUUCAUAAAUCUCCCAAUGAACAAGGAACUUCUGCAAAAGACCUUUGUCCUGUAGUUGUACGGGACCAGAGCUUG
Mobula hypostoma (lesser devil ray) is the source of this 3912-nucleotide messenger RNA. RefSeq names its product TAF5 RNA polymerase II, TATA box binding protein (TBP)-associated factor (gene taf5). The record is from RefSeq and is a predicted model, not a curated record. The transcript has 10 exons. Bases 1 to 2208 code for a protein of 735 amino acids. NCBI's taxonomy places the organism in Eukaryota, Metazoa, Chordata, Chondrichthyes, Myliobatiformes, Myliobatidae. Gene Ontology annotation, molecular function: protein binding; RNA polymerase II general transcription initiation factor activity. Gene Ontology annotation, cellular component: transcription factor TFIID complex. Gene Ontology annotation, biological process: transcription initiation at RNA polymerase II promoter.